AUGGCGGAUUCAGUUAUGGUGCACCCGGCUUGUUUUGCUGCCUUGCUGUCCCUUCUAACACCCUGUGGACCCCCUUCCACUGGGGUUUCAGACGAGUUCUUAUACCCAAUGACAGUUUUGCGAUGGAAGCGAUCUUGUAUUGGUCAUCUUCAUGUUACACAUAGCGCAGAAUAUCACCUGAGCGGAAUCAAGUUGCUGGUACCCCAGGAUAGUGAAUGCAUCAGACAUGCAUUUCGUCUACCCUAUCAAUGUAGAGAUCCGCACAUGCGUCAUGGGAUCACAUACCGCGACACGGACGAAGAACCAUCAAUUGCAUUUUGGCCCUGCUGA
This is a messenger RNA of Aspergillus niger, 330 nucleotides long. RefSeq lists its product as hypothetical. The transcript is spliced from 4 exons. Lineage: Eukaryota; Fungi; Ascomycota; Eurotiomycetes; Eurotiales; Aspergillaceae. The record is from RefSeq and is a predicted model, not a curated record. The coding region runs from base 1 to 330 and encodes 109 amino acids.